This is a messenger RNA of Cheilinus undulatus (humphead wrasse), 2148 nucleotides long. RefSeq names its product basal body-orientation factor 1-like. NCBI's taxonomy places the organism in Eukaryota, Metazoa, Chordata, Actinopteri, Labriformes, Labridae. The record is from RefSeq and is a predicted model, not a curated record.
AUGACCUCUUCUCUGUGACAGCGUCUCCUUAGCGACAACACCACAGAAGCACUCAGAGCAGGAGCUAACAUCACAGACAGGCGAGCUUUGAAACUACCCUACAGCUUAUUUUGCUGUUGUUUAGCCUGUACUAGCAGCUAUCAGUCAUGCCGAAGAAGAAAGUCACCAAAGUAAAGAAGGCCAAAGCCGGGAAGGGAAAGAAAGACUCCAAACAGGAGUCUAAAGCGGACAGGGAGUCUGACAUGGAGAAAGCCCGAGCUAACGCAGCUCUAUGGCAGCUCAGGUUAGAGGCCACCGAGCAGUCGCUCGCGCAGUACCGCGAGGCCUGCCACAAGCUGGCACGCGCUAACGAGGAGCUCACCAACAAACUGUACCGCGCGGAGAAGGACUCAAUCGAUAUGACUGACUUUAUGAACAGACAAGAAGCUGCUAAAGAGGAAGAGAUUAACAUGCUGCAAAAAAGUCUCAAAACUCAACAGUUGUUGGCGCGUGAAGAGAAAAACAAGCAGGCUGAAGAUUACACUCUCCAAAUCAAUGAGAUGAAGGAACUGUUCAGAAAGAGGUCCAGUGAUUUUGACAGGAUCCAGGAUGGGUUUAGGGAAAUAAAGGAGUUCCAGAAGAUGAAAUAUCAGAUGGAGCAGGAGCUCAGUGAUAUGAGAGAAAGCAAGGCUGCUGCUGAGAAGGAAUUCAAGGAAAACCUGAACCAUAUGGAGUGUAAAUUCUUACAGGAAAAGGCUCAGCUGGAGAGUGAAGCUGAGGAGAGGAUAGCUGUGUUUGUGAAGAAAGCCCACAGUGAAGCCAUCACGCAGUUGGACGACUCCUUACGCUCCGUGUUCAGGGAGAACGUCCGCCUCAAUGAAGCGCUGAAAUAUCACAUAAAAGAGACAGAAGAGCUUGAAAAAGUGAGAAACUCACUGACAAAGGAAAACGCAUCCCUGAUGCUGGACAAGAACACAUUUGAGUUGACUGUAAAGAAGAACGCAGCUCAGAUGAAGGCCCAGAAAGGAGAGCUCUCUCACCUGAAGGCCAAGGUAGCAUCCCUGGAGAAAUCCUUGGAGGUAAAAGCUGAGGAAUCAAAGCGAGAGAUGGAGAGGGAGAAAGAAAAGACUCUAGUUAUGACCCAGGCCAGCCAGGUAGAGUUGGAGAAGCUGCAGAAGGUCCUUGCCAUGCGAGAGAGGGAAUUAGGGCGCAUCAAGAGGUUAGCGAGCAUCAUUGUGGAGCAGCGCACAGAGCUGGAACAGUUCUUCCACGAGGCCCUGGCUCAGGUGACGGAGGAAAUCACGGCCAGCAGGCUGCAGUACAAAAAAGAGGCACAGCAGGCUUACCGCUGGAGGAUGAGAGAAGCCACAGCCGGAAGGCUGAUUCCACCAAUCCGCACCUUUCAUAAAAGCCCCAGCAGUACCAACUCUGUGUAUGCAGACAUGGAGGCGGCUGCACAAUGGACUCAUCAGCCAGGCAGCAAAGUCGAAAUCUCAGAUCUCACCUGGGAGCAGAAGGAACAAGUGCUAAGGCUUCUCUUUGCUAAAAUGAAUGGACGGGCCACAAGGAAAGUGAGCCAACAUAUGGCUUUAUCUGCAUCCACUGAGAAGAACAGCAUCAUUGACAGCGAUGCUGCCGGAGUUAGAGAGGAGCCCCCAGCGAUUUUCAACACAGAGGUGCCUGAGCCUGCUCUGCCCCCAAACCCAAACAGUCUACCGGAUAUUCACACCACAUGACCUCUGUUUAACCUCUGCAGAGCACACUGAGCUUUUGCCUUUGUUUUAAGCACUUCCCACAGACAGUCUAUCAUGUUUACUGUUGAACAUUAAUGCUGUUUAGGCCUGUUUUAUAUAUAUUAAUGUGCAUGUAUUCACAUCUUGUGAGUAUUCUAAGUUUGUUUUAUCUAUUUAAGAUAUUUUCUAUUUUUAUCUCUUGUAAAAAAACUACUUUCUGAAGUUUUGAUCCCAAAAUAUGCUUUAGAGAAUAAACAAAACUAAACUGGAUGCUGGGGCAGUUAAACACAGAGCAUAAAUCACAUGUGAUAAUUAUACACACUAUGCUAAAAUCCAUUGUAGUUUUGAAACUGAUGUGUUUUAGUAACCUUGCAAAGCAGAUGGAUACACCCGUUUCCGUCCGUGUUUCUCACUUGCAAAUCCAUCUGGCGUGUCA